Athene cunicularia (burrowing owl) is the source of this 3533-nucleotide messenger RNA. It is a transcript of the gene ITGB2, whose product is annotated as integrin subunit beta 2. Lineage: Eukaryota; Metazoa; Chordata; Aves; Strigiformes; Strigidae. Gene Ontology annotation, molecular function: amyloid-beta binding; integrin binding. The coding region runs from base 119 to 2440 and encodes 773 amino acids. The record is from RefSeq and is a predicted model, not a curated record. Gene Ontology annotation, cellular component: integrin complex; focal adhesion; cell surface. The transcript has 16 exons. Gene Ontology annotation, biological process: cell-matrix adhesion; integrin-mediated signaling pathway; cell migration.
UUGGGGUGCGUCACAAAGCUCCUGAUGCCCGCCUGCUUUUCCCAGCCAAGCUUAAGAAGCUGAGACCAUCCUCAUCCCAGCCCAAGCACUGGACAGAGGAAAGGCUUGAUACAAGGAAAUGUUGCGUGACCGGUGCCUCUGGCUACCAGCGGUGACCUGGGUGCUGCUGCUGGUGAUGACAGCCUUUGCCAUGGAGUGCCCCAAGAUCAAGGUGGGGACGUGCAAGGACUGCAUCCAGUCUGGUCCCGGCUGUGCCUGGUGCAAGAAGCCGAGUUUCACCAAAGCUGGUGAGCCAGACUCCAUCCGCUGUGACACCAUUGAGCAGCUUCAACAGAGGGGAUGUCUGCUCAGCGAGAUUGAGUUUCCAGUCAACAACAUUACGAGAACACGAGACAGUCCCUUAAGCAACGACAUACAGCUGACUCCCCAAGAGGUGCACCUGAAACUGAGGAUAGGGCAGCCUGCUGUAUUUGAGGUGAAGUUUCGCCGUGCCAUGGGGUACCCCAUUGAUCUCUACUACCUCAUGGACCUCUCCUACUCCAUGCUGGAUGACUUGGAGAAGGUGAAGAAGCUGGGAGGGGAGCUGCUCAGGGCGCUGGAGAGCACCACCCCUUCUCGCCGCAUAGGAUUUGGCUCCUUCGUGGACAAGACAGUGCUGCCCUUUGUGAACACGCACCCUGAGAAGCUGCAGAACCCCUGCCCCAACAAGGACAAGCAAUGUCAGCCUCCCUUUGCCUUCAAGCACAUCCUCUCACUGACCGACAAUGCCAAGAAGUUCGAGAGCGAAGUGGGGAAGCAGUCCAUCUCAGGGAACCUGGAUGCCCCGGAGGGGGGGCUGGAUGCCAUGAUGCAGGCAGCGGUGUGUGGGGACUUGAUUGGCUGGCGCAACGUGACCCGCUUGCUGGUGUAUGCUACAGAUGAUGGCUUCCACUUUGCUGGUGAUGGCAAGCUUGCGGCCAUCCUGACCCCCAACGAUGGCCAGUGCCACUUGGAGGACAACAUGUACAAAAGGAGCAAUGAGUUUGACUACCCAUCUGUUGGCCAGCUGGUCCAGAAACUUGCUGAAAACAACAUUCAGCCAAUUUUUGCUGUCACCAGCAAGGUGGUGGAUGUUUACAAGAAACUCAGUGAGAUGAUCCCAAAGUCAGCAGUAGGAGAGCUGAAUGAGGACUCCAGCAACAUCAUUGAACUCAUCCAGGUGGCCUACAAUAACCUCUCCUCACGGAUUAUCCUGGACCACUCCACCCUGCCAGACGUCCUGGAUGUCAAAUACGACUCCAUAUGCAGCAAGGACAAGUUCACCUUUGAUGGAGCGAAAGGGGACUGUGACAACGUCAAGAUCAACGAUGAGGUGAUCUUCAAAGUGAAGGUCACAGCCAAGGAGUGCAUCAAAAGCCAGUCCUUCACCAUCCGGCCUCUGGGCUUCACAGACACCCUCACUGUCCACCUGGACAGCAAUUGCAACUGCAACUGCAAAGAGCAGCCUGACCCAACUGCCUGCAGUGGGAAAGGUAGCAUCAUCUGUGGGAUCUGCAGCUGCAAUUCGGGCUACACGGGGAAGAACUGCGAGUGCGAAACCAAAGGCAAGACCAGCAAGGAGCUGGAGGGCAGCUGCCGGAAGGACAACAGCUCAGUCAUCUGCUCAGGGCUGGGGGACUGCGUGUGCGGGCAGUGCAUCUGCCACACCAGCGAUGUGCCCAACAAGCAGAUCUAUGGCACCUUCUGCGAGUGUGACAACAUGAACUGCGAGUUUCACAACGGCUCUCCCUGUGGUGGCAAAGAACGCGGAAGAUGCGACUGUGGGGAGUGCAAGUGCAUGCCUGGGUACGAGGGUAGUGCCUGCCAGUGCAAGAAGUCAACAGAUGGCUGCUUGAACAUCCAUGGCAACGAGUGCAGCCACCGCGGGACCUGCCACUGCAACCGCUGCCAGUGCCAGGAGGGAUACCAGCCCCCCUUCUGCCAGGAGUGCCCCGGCUGCCCCUCACCCUGCGGCAGAUAUGUCUCCUGUGUGGAGUGCAAGGCCUUCCAGAGUGGCCCUUUCAAGAAGAACUGCUCCCAGGCCUGCUCCAACAUCCUGGUGGCCGAGGAGUUGACAGAGGCGAGGAAGCAGUGCCGGGAGAAGGACUCCGAAAACUGCUGGAUCUCCUUCCACAUGGUCCAGGAGGAUGGCGAGGAGAUAUACACCAUCAGCGUCAAUCCUGAAAAAGAGUGCCCAGAGCCUCCCAACAUUGCGCUGAUUGUGGGCAGCACCGUCGCUGGCGUGGCCCUCAUCGGCCUGGUGCUCCUGCUGAUCUGGCGGCUCUUGACGGAGCUGUUUGACCGCCGGGAAUACCGUCGGUUUGAGAAGGAGAAGUCCAAGGCCAAGUGGAAUGAUGCUGAUAACCCCCUCUUCAAGAGUGCCACCACUACGGUUGUGAACCCCAGAUUCAAUGGGCAAUGAAGCAGAACAACACCUGCCAGCACUAGGAUCCACCGUUAAAUAAAGAAAUGCCAAGCUAAGGAAAUCUUAAACUAAGGCUCCCACCUCCUCUUCUUUAUCCCAUUUGUUCCUUUCUUCCAAGAGGCCACCAGCACGUCAGGCACUGGCUGCACCACACCUGUCUGCUGGUGCAGGCUGAGUUAAUGGAGCCAGGAGAAGGGAACAGACACCACUUUGCCGUGGAAGGGACUGCAGAGCAGGUCUCACCAGCGGGCACACACAAUGGCUCCCAUCCCAGCUACCAACUGUCUCAGCACUUGAUGCUGUCUUUGUCUUCUGACAGAACUCUCAGACACCAAGCCCCCAAAACAGCUGAGCACUCAGAGUGCUUCCAGCUUUGAUUUGGAGCUGGAAUUUCAAAACUGCCAUCUCUCUGGGAGCAGGAUCUGCUCCCAGGCUGCUCCAUGCCUUCCCCUGCUGCACUGGUCUCCACCACUAUGUUUUUAUUAGUUUCUAAAGCACUCACUGAUGAUUUGGAUGUGGAGGGUCCUCUAGGCUGGUGGUCUGCUCUGGAGGAUGCAGUGAGGGGAUGGUCCCUAAGGGCUAGCAAGGACCUGUACCGGGAAAUGAAGAGCAGCUGGGGAACAUGCACUGAAUCUUUUUUCCAAAUUAUCAGCUGCUUCCUGGUGUUGCUUCCAUCUCAGACCUACCUUGGGCAAGGUUCUACUUGGCCUCCUGCAAGCUUGGCUUACUUCCACCAGGCCUUGAGACCUCUGCAUAACAAGGAGGCAAAGGAGCAACUGUUUGAACUACGCAACAUCCGCACCGAGCACUUGAAGCGUUGCCUGCAGCUCAGAGGUUGGCCACAGCUUCUUCCACCGCCCCCAGAGCUAGAUCUUUUCCGUGCCCUGCACAUCAGGCAUCACAAGGGCCAGGUGUGCAAAAGACCCAGCAGUACCAGGAGCAUCUCCAGCUCAGCACUUUUCCAAAACAUGCACAGCAGCUAAUUAUGUUGUGGGGUCAUUCCUGUGAAAUAGCGGUACAAUUCCAUAUUUGCUUUAAGUUUGUGAGUAAUUUGCAUUUAGCUGUAUUAUGUCACAUCUUCAGUUGCUCU